Messenger RNA from Ananas comosus (pineapple), 3092 nucleotides. Its product is annotated as protein MEI2-like 2. Gene Ontology annotation, molecular function: RNA binding. The transcript has 12 exons. The record is from RefSeq and is a predicted model, not a curated record. The coding region runs from base 172 to 2658 and encodes 828 amino acids. Lineage: Eukaryota; Viridiplantae; Streptophyta; Magnoliopsida; Poales; Bromeliaceae.
CGCUGUCGACUAGUUCUUCUGCGUCCAAUCAUCUUUCUCCUCCUCUUUUCUAAGUCCCCUCAAAUAGCAGAGAAAAAUUACAAAAUAAAGAAGAAGAAGAAGAAGAAGAGCUCUGCAUUUCUUAGGAUCUCACCUGAUGCGUAAUAAGAAACUUUAUUUGUGAUUGACGAUAUGGAACGCUUCGUGGACAAUCCGAGUCGAUCCGGUAAACUGCUAGUUGUUUCGAGUAAUCUACCUGUAGAGGCUGAUCAGAAGGAUGGAAGCCGCAGAUGGGGGAAUCUGGCUGGAUUCGAUGCUAAUAAGAAUGCAUCCACUUAUGCUAGCCUUUUCUCAAGCUCGCUGCCGCUUCUUCCGCAUGAUGCUUCCACCAGCAUGAAAAAGCUUGAUCACGACACGGAGGGAAGGGACUGCAUGUAUGAUGUUUACAUCCGACAGGUAGGGAACUCUUUGCCUGAUGAUGAAGAAGAUCUCCUAGCCGGCAUCAUGGAUGGUCUUGAACCUAUCACAUUGCCGAGGAAAGCGGAGGAGUUGGAUGAGUACGAUGUUUUCGGCAGUGGAGGGGGCAUGGAGUUGGACUCCGAUCCUAUAGAAGGCAUAACUGCUGGUAUGACGAAGGCGAGUAUCGCAGAUUGCUAUGCAGGGAAUGGGGCCAAUCAGCACAAUUUUCCAAACGGCGUAGGAACCGUGGCCGGGGAACAUCCAUACGGGGAGCAUCCUUCUAGAACCUUGUUUGUUAGGAAUAUCAAUAGUAAUGUCGAAGACUCGGAGUUGCGUGAUCUGUUUCAGGAAUAUGGGGACAUCCGGACUCUUUACACUGCCACCAAACAUAGAGGAUUUGUAAUGAUCUCUUACUAUGAUAUUCGAUCUGCUCGAAAUGCUAUGCGUGCGCUACAAAAUAAGCCUUUAAGGAGGAAAAAGCUUGAUAUUCAUUUUUCAAUCCCCAAGGAUAACCCAUCGGAAAAAGAUAUCAACCAAGGAACUCUUGUUAUUUUUAAUUUGGAUCCAUCAGUUUCAAAUGAUGAAAUUCGUGAAAUUUUCGGGGCUUAUGGAGAAGUAAAGGAGAUAAGAGAGACGCCUAAUAAACGACACCACAGAUUUAUCGAAUUCUAUGAUGUCAGAAAUGCUGAAGCAGCUCUGCGAUCAUUGAACAAGACUCAGAUAGGUAGCAAACAAAUUAAGUUGGAACACAGUCGUCCGGGUGGAGCUCGUCGAAACUUGAUGCAGCAAUUGAGUAAUGAAUUCGAACAAGAUGAAAUGAGAACUUACAGACAUCAUGUUGGUUCGCCAGCUUUCAACUCGCCUCCAGGUACUUGGGCUCAAUUCGGCAGCCCUGCAGGUAGCAAUCUACUACGAGAACUCAGUAAGUCUCCAAGUGGUGGAGCAGUAAAUCUGAUAGGCACCAACCAUUUGUCUGGGAUAGCUUCUCCGCCUCCACCCCUGAAAUCAAACUCUCUCCCAACUGAUAGCAAUCUACCACGAGUACUCAGCAAGUCUCCAAGUGGUGUAGCAAUAAUCCCUAUAGGCACUAACCAUUUGUCUGGGUUGGCUUCUGUGCCUCCAUCCCUGAAACCGAACUCUCCUAAAAUUGCACCUAUUGGAAAAGCCACCAGGGCUAGUCAUGUCGACCAAGUUGGUAGAAUUACGAGCUCUAGUCCAUCUUAUGGUCCCUCAACUUCGAGUGCACCAGGUAUUGGAACGUUGAGUGGACCACAAUUUCUGUGGGGAAGUCAAAAUGCUUUUUCAUCAUGGAGGGGGAAUUCAUUCUUUCCCAAUAACCAUGCACAAAUACAGGGUUCUUAUCCGAUCCGUCACCAUCAUGUGGGAUCAGCUCCCUCUGUUUUUCCUCUUGAGAGCCACUUGGGGCCUUGCACCAAUUCGAAUCCUGCAAUUUCUUUAAGCAGGAUAUUUAGUGCAGCUAAUUUUAGAAUGACCCCAUCUCAGAGGUGUGGGCAGACAUACUCGGCUACUAUUCCUUAUCUUGGACCAAGUUCGAUGGCUGCCGAUGGUUUUGUUUCUCGUGGCCGGAACAACCACGUAGACAACAUUGAGAAUCAAACAGAUAUCAAGGAGAUGUGUCAACUUAACUUGGAGAAAAUUAUUAGUGGGGAAGACACUCGGACUACAUUAAUGAUUAAAAAUAUUCCAAACAAGUAUACAUCAAAGAUGCUUUUAGCAGUCAUUGAUGAAUAUCACGCGGGUACUUAUGACUUUUUCUACUUGCCUAUUGAUUUUAAGAACAAGUGUAAUGUUGGUUAUGCAUUCAUAAAUAUGGUGUCUUCUGCGCAUGUGAUCUCUUUCUGUGAGGCAUUCAAUGGGAAGAAAUGGGAGAAGUUUAAUAGUGAGAAAGUGGUCUCCCUGGCAUAUGCGAGAAUCCAGGGUAGAGCUGCACUUAUUUCGCACUUCCAGAAUUCAAGCUUGAUGAAUGAAGACAACCGCUGCCGUCCUAUUCUCUUCCAUUCUAAGGGACCAGAGGACGUUAGUCAGGAACCAUUUCCUUCGAACGGCAUAAACAUCCGCAUGCUUUACCAAGAUCCAAUCGAGAAGCCAAAAACAAGCUCCCCACUUGGAGUUAGCUUGGAUGAGAAGAAAAUAUUCACAAAACAAGAUUGGGAUAAUGCUGACUCUUCAUUAGGUAAUCAAGUGUACAAAACCGAGUAAAAGCGCUAAUGGGGUGUGCCCACUUUUGGAGCAAUGGAUGCACGGAGCACAUUGGACAACUGUGGGUGGAACAUGUGAAUAUACUAGUUCUUUUGUACAGAUAGGGAUGGACUAAUGUUCAUAUCUUCGAGUGGUGUAAACAUCAAAGGUCGAAAUUGUAUAGUCAAAUUCAGGCUGGUUUGCUGGAAAAGUGGAUUGCUAUCCAGCUAUCAGUCCUCACAGUCAUUUUCUUUUUCUUUUCCCUUUUCUUCUAGUGAAGUUUCUCCCUUUUUUGUUGAGUUUGUCUCUCAUACAAUUGUACAGGGUGUAAAUAUCAUUCAAAUCUGGUAGAUGCCUCUCGAAUUGUAUAAUAGGAACAGUAAUGGCAUCAUAUUAUUGAUAUCAACUAUGGGCCUUCUUGACUUAUUUGAAACCUAGUAUUCUGUGUUUUUUCC